Molecule: messenger RNA, 3482 nt
Organism: Tachysurus fulvidraco (yellow catfish)
Lineage: Eukaryota; Metazoa; Chordata; Actinopteri; Siluriformes; Bagridae
Gene: raf1b
Product: Raf-1 proto-oncogene, serine/threonine kinase b
Exons: 17
Coding region: 99-2003 (634 amino acids)
Biological process (GO): signal transduction; protein phosphorylation
Cellular component (GO): mitochondrion; plasma membrane; cytosol
Molecular function (GO): protein kinase activity; ATP binding
Source: RefSeq, a predicted model, not a curated record
CAGGAGGCUAAGUUUACUUGAAUACGGGUGGAAAGAAAUAACGCAGCGACAGUUGCCCGACUUUUCCCUGGUAUUUGAGGUAAUUGCUGUCCAGCCUAAUGGAGCAUGUCCAAGGGACCUGGAAAACCCUGAGUAAUGGGUUUGGAUUCAGAGACUCAGUGUUUGAGGAUAGCUGCACGUCUCCUCCUAAAACCAAAAGCUUUCCCUAUCGGAGACGCUCAUCGGAUGAUGAAAAAUUCACAAACCUCUCCAAAGUGAACACGAUCCGUGUUUUUCUGCCAAAUCAGCAGCGUACUGUGGUGAACGUACGACCAGGCAUGACCCUGCACAGCUGCCUCAUUAAGGCCCUUAAAGUUCGAGGUCUCCAGCCCGAGUGCUGUGCUGUGUUCAGGCUUAAUCCCGCCCUGCCGAGAAGCAAAAAAUCUCGUGUGGACUGGAACACCGAUUCUACCUCUCUGAUUGGGGAAGAGCUGCUGGUGGAAGUCUUAGAUCACGUACCACUAACAACACACAAUUUUGUACGAAAGACGUUUCUGAAGCUGGCCUUCUGUGACAUUUGCCAGAAGUUUCUUUUACAUGGCUUCCGAUGUCAGACGUGUGGAUACAAAUUCCAUGAGCACUGCAGCACCAAAGUCCCCACCAUGUGUGUUGACUGGAGCAACAUUCGACAGCUCCUUUUGUUUCCCACACCCGGAGAAAGUGGAGCACCAUCACUUCCACCUCUCUCAUCUCGGAGGAUGCGAGACUCUUUAUCCCGAUUUCCUGCCAGCGCUUAUCACAGACACUCAACACCUCAUGCCUUUAACUACAUUGCACCCUUGCCACCCUCCAGCGGUUCUCUCUCCCAGAAACAGCGCUCCACGUCCACACCCAACGUCCACAUGGUCAGCAGCCAGCCUGCGGGUGGUGCUUCAUCUGAGGAUGCCUUAAAAAUUCAGGACUCGGGAAGACCUUCUAAUCUCAGUCCCACAGGAUGGGCUCAGGCUAAACCUCCAGGCCUUGUUCACAGAGAAAAGGCUUCAUCUAAUACUCAGGAGAAAAACCGAAUGCGACCCAGGGAGAAGCGAGACUCGUGCUACUACUGGGAGAUCAAUGCCAGCGAGGUAGUUCUGCACUCCUGCAUUGGAUCAGGGACAUUUGGGACAGUUUACAAGGGGAAAUGGCACGGAGAUGUUGCUGUGAAGAUUUUAAAGGUCAAAGAUCCUACACCAGAGCAGUUUCAGGCCUUUCGCAAUGAGGUGGCAGUUUUAAGAAAGACUCGGCACGUCAAUAUCUUGCUGUUCAUGGGAUACAUGACCAAAGAUAACCUGGCCAUUGUGACCCAGUGGUGUGACGGAAGCAGCCUCUAUAAACACCUGCAUGUCCAGGACACCAAACUGAGGCUGUUCCAGCUGAUUGACAUCGCCAGGCAGAUCGCGCAAGGCAUAGACUAUUUGCAUGCUAAGAACAUCAUCCACCGGGACAUGAAGUCACAAAACAUUUUCCUCCAUGAAGGCUUAACAGUGAAGAUUGGAGACUUUGGUUUGGCCACUGUGAAGACACGGUGGAGCGGCUCGAAUCCAGUAGAGAAGCCUUCCGGAUCCAUUCUUUGGAUGGCUCCUGAGGUGAUCAGGAUGCAGGACAGUAAUCCAUACAGUUUCCAGUCGGACGUCUACUCCUACGGUAUUGUGCUUUAUGAGUUGAUGACCGGCGAGCUUCCAUAUUCAUUGAUUGCGAACGGAGACCAGAUCAUUUACAUGGUAGGAAAAGGUUACUUGUCUCCAGACCUAAGCAAGCUGUAUAAGAACUGCCCCAAAGCAAUGAAGAGACUCGUCGCUGACUGCAUCAAAAAGUCGAAAGAUGACAGGCCGCUGUUCCCACAAAUUCUGGCCUCUAUAGAGCUGCUGCAACACUCGCUGCCCAAAAUCAACCGCAGCGCUUCCGAGCCGUCGCUUCACAGAGCCGCUCACACGGAAGACAUCAGCAUUUGCACUCUGACCUCCAGCAGACUGCCUGUCUUCUAACAUGGCUGCCAUCUUAUUAUUUAUGCACAGAUUCCUUCUGCUAAACCUGGAGCACAUCAAUCACAUUAAUGUAUUUAAAUUAUUUCCCAGAACAAAGCACCAGAGUAGAAGAAGGAGAGCAGAGUUUUUAACGGUUCAGAUGAAGUGAAGAAGAUUGAGUCUUCAUAUGUGACUGUGUUCCUUUAAAAGGGCACAUUUUAUUAUUACACUUAAUUUCUUCUGGUGUGAUGAGGUAUACUGCAUAGCAUUAAAUACACCAUUAGUAAACUAUGACUGGGUUUUAGCUGUGGAACUGUAUGUAGCAAAAUGCUUUAUCAUAAAUAUUGGGUCAACUAAGAUGAGAUUGCUGCUAUGAGUUGUUACUCUAAACACACCAAAAGGGUAGUGUUUUUUUUUUUGUUUUUUUUUUAUAACUACCCCCGAAGCUAUUAAUCUGGAAUGGUUGUCAGAUAUUUUGAAGUCUCUGAUUUUAGUUCUGCCCCCUUCUGCAAUCCUCACAAGAAUGGUUCGAAAUAAAUUCAACGUAGAUUUCACUACAGCGAACAAGAAUACUGAAGUUGUACAAAUUUAAAAAUGCCAAAAUCAGCAUUUGACACAUUGCAAAUUUUGGUUUGGUUUGGUUUGCUUUCCCAGGUAAAAAAAUUCCAUGUACACUUCCUUACCAAACGCAGCACUUUUUUUUUCUUUUUUCUUACAACAGGAAGAAAGAAAGCAUGCAUGUAAAAAUGCAGGACUGCACAUUACACCUCUUGAGGGUUGGCUGAGCUGCAACACUAUACCCAAGCACAGAGUAUUAUCCGAUACUCAAAACCAGUCCGAUAUUAACUUCCUCUCAGGAGCCGAGGCCUGCGGGCGGGAUUUAAGACCCGUCCGUAUCUUUACGUGCACUUGUGUUGGGUUCGUCAAAAUAAUACACCUUCACAGCAUGAUCCACAUCAUUCACCUAGUUAUCCAGUGUUUCAGGUCUAUAUUGGACCUGAUUUCCAUACAGUAUUGGAUCACUGUGUUUGUUUUACAAAUCCAUGAAUAAUUUGUCCUUCCUUAUUCAAAUUCUUCUUCUCUGUUCAUUUUUUAAUGAGAUUUAAAUCUGACCUAGUGAGGGUUUGGUUGUCUAAAGAGCUGAGCUCUUAUAGACUUGUAACUACACACUAAUCAUAGGAGACCUAGUGAAAAGUUUUGCUUACAUUAUGUUGCAGGUCUACAGGUAGUUUUUUAUCACUUUAAGGUCUCAUAAAGUUAGACACAUGCUUACAUUUUUUUUUUAAAACCUCUUUACUGUGUAUCAGUUAUUUCCCAUUUUAACGUGUUGUCUUUUUAGGUUUGUAUAGAAAUUUAGGAAUAAAAAAUGAGAGCAUAUCAAUGAUGAUUACUGAGAUAAGACAUUUUCCUCUGUAUUUUGACCCGAUAUUCUUUAGCGAGGUCCAACUUGUGCACUUGAAAGACUGUUGCUUUGUAUUUUAAUAAAAGAUAAAUAUACAA